AUGGAAAAGCCAAAUUCUAUUAAAAACUCUUAAGAAAAUAAAUUGAGUUAUUAAUCAAAAUAUGAAAUACCUAGUUAAAAAUACAUUAUAGGAUCAGGUUAAUUUGGAUAAGUAAAGCAUGCAAUAGUAAAAAAAACCAAAGAAACUAUUUGUGUAAAAAUUUUAAAAAAGGGAAAUUCAUCUGGAACAUACUUUAAUAGUGUUGUAAGUGAAAAAGAUAUCAAUAAUUGUUUACAUAUGAUAAAUUAAAAACAUUAAAAUUUGGUUUAAAUUUUUGAUGUUUAUAAUGAACAAUAAGAAGAUUGUUCAUAUAUAUUUAUGGAAUUAUGUCAAGGAAAUCUAUAAUAAUUUUAAGAAAAUGAAAAUUAGUUUUUUUCACAAUUUAAUGAAAUUAGUGAAUUAAUACGAUAAAUAGUUUCAGGUUAUCUAGAAUUAAGAAAACGUAAUAUUAUACAUAGAGAUAUAAAAGAGGAUAAUAUUUUAUAUUUAAAAACAAACCAAAACAAGAUUGUUUACAAAGUAUAAUUAUUUAAAUAAUCAGAUUUCUGAUUACGGAUUAAGUAAAUUAGUGGAUGGACAAAAUAUAUAAUAUUUUACAAAAAAAGUUGGUUCUCCUUAUUAUAUGGCUCCGGAAGUUUUUAACAAUGAGGAAUAUAAUGACAAAUGCGAUGUUUAUUCAGUAUAUUUUAUUUAAAUAUUAGUUUGCUACCAUAAUCAAGAAUCUUGUUUUUGGAUAAACAUAAGAACGGGUUAAAUUUGAUAAAAAUGUGAACCAAAAAUUUUCUGAAAUUAUGAAAAAAUAAAUAUAAGAAAAAAAAGUUGGUAAAAUGUUAAAUUGAAAUUAGAUCCAAGAAUAAUUUAUCUCUUAGAUCAUAUGAUUGUUGAUGAUCCAUUAUAGAGAUUUGAUUGGAGUGAUUUGUCAAUUUUGUUUUAAUAUGAUUUAAAAAGUGUUAGCAAUCAUCAUUCCAUCCCAUUAGCUACUAAUUUAAAAACCUAAUAAGAUGUUUAUAUGCUAAUAUUAUUUAAUAAAUUAUUGAGUGAAAAUUAAAAAGAAUAGCUAAAGAAUAAAUCUAAAAUAAAUGGCUAAGGAAGGAUUGAAACAUUUUAAUAUAUUUAACCAGAUACAAGUUCAUUUUCUUUUAUUAUUUUGGAUUUGGAAUACUCUAAAAAUAUAAUAGAACAGAUGUUCUAAUAAUGUAAUUAACUAAAUGGAGAUCAUGAAUCCUUGAAAUAUGUUGAUAAACUUUUGGGAGAGAGUUAAAUAACAAAUCAAAUAAAGUAAUGUUAGAAGUUUUAACACCCGAUUUAUAAGUAAUAAUCAUUCAAUUUUACUCGUUUACAAACUAAUCAAGCAAAUCACUCUUUUGACUCAGCUUAAUUUUAAUAGACACCAAAUAAAUGUUAGAGUGGAUAAGGAUAAACAAAUAAUAAUAAUUGUUUAUAUUUUCCUAACAAAACUUCACCUGUACCUAAUUUAUAAUCUUCAUAAUUUACUUAAACUACUACUUUAUAAGCUCCAAUCUUAUAAUAUAAAGCAUAAAUUUAGAUUACAGAUUAAUCCAUUUUAAAAUAGAAUAAUAAUACAGAAUAAUAAAAAAAUUUUUAAACUCGUCCUUAAAAAAAUAUAUCAUUCAUUUAAUAAUAGCCUGGAAGUUAAUUUGGAAAUCCUUCUUUCAAUUCAAAAUAAAUUGAUUUAUAAAAAAAAGAAUCACAACCUUAAAGUUUCAUAAAUAGUGAAGUUUAAAGAUUUCAAACCAUGAGAUUUUAAUAAUAAUAAAUUGAUGCUUAAAUACCAACAUACUAAUUGACCCAAAAUGUAUUUUAAACAAAACCAAAAUUUAUUUAAUAAAAUACAAAUCUAAACCCCAAUAAUAAUUAAAAAUGA
Messenger RNA from Paramecium sonneborni, 1885 nucleotides. The record is from the annotation of a GenBank genome assembly. Lineage: Eukaryota; Ciliophora; Oligohymenophorea; Peniculida; Parameciidae.